This is a messenger RNA of Vicia villosa (hairy vetch), 621 nucleotides long. RefSeq lists its product as uncharacterized. The record is from RefSeq and is a predicted model, not a curated record. The transcript has a single exon. The coding region runs from base 1 to 621 and encodes 206 amino acids. Lineage: Eukaryota; Viridiplantae; Streptophyta; Magnoliopsida; Fabales; Fabaceae.
AUGAGGGCUUCAAAUAUGAUAUGUGAAUUUAAUGGUUUACAAAGAAAGAUUCUAGAUGAAAACCCUUAUUAUUUCUACGUCCAUUGUUAUGCUAACCGUUUGCAAUUGGUGGUUGUGUCUGUUGCUAGUAGUUGCUCAUUUAUUCAUGAUUUUUUUGAGUACAUCUCCUUGAUUAUAACCACAACAAGUGCAUCUUGCAAGAGAAAGGAUGCUUUAACGGAGGCACAACACCAAGAUAUUUUGAAUAUACUUAAGAGUGGUGAGACAACUCAAGGAAGGGGCUUGCACCAAUCAUCUAGUCUCACUAGACCCGUGAAUACUAUAUGGGGUUCACAUUAUACUACCUUAAUUCGUUUGGAUCAGAUGUGGUCCUCCGUAUUAGAGGUGCUUAUUAUUGAUGAAGAUGGACGUGGACCAUCUCAAGCGGUGGGUUUGAUAGAAAAAGUGGAGAGCUUUAAAUUUGCUUUCAUUUUGAAGCUUAUGUUAAAGUUUUUUGGUAUCACAAAUGAACUUUCAAAAAUCCUGCAAACAAAAGAUCUUAAUAUUGUGCUUGAUAUGGAAUUAGUUGAUGAUGUUAAAUUUCGGUUGGCUACAUUGAGAGAGAGUAGACGAGAUGAUUAA